GGCGCGGGUGGAUGGCGCGGCCGCCAUGGCGCUGCUGGGCCGCCUGGGGUCCCUGCUGCAGCGGGCGGUGGAGGCGGAGGAGCCGCGCCUCGACCUCCCGGCCGCCUUCACGGAGCACUGGAAGGGCGUCACCCACUAUUACCUGGAGGCCUCCGACGAGAGCAAGCCGGCCCAGCAGACGGACAUCCCGUGGCGCUUGAAGCAGAUGCUGGACAUCCUGGUCUACGAGGAGAAGCAGCAGCCGGAAGGCGAGACGGGGCCCUGCCUGGAGUACCUGCUGCAGCACAAAAUCCUGGAGACGCUCAGCACUCUGGGGAAGGCCCAGUAUCCUCCAGGAAUGAGGUCUCAGGUGCUUCUCUUUUUCAGUCGCCUGCUGGGGCAGAUGCAGAGUCCUCUCAUGCAUUACUUCAAUGUUUACCGGCCUGUUCAGAAACUUAUUCAGCUUCAGGGUGAUGCGUUGGGCCCUGAGCCCGAGAAGGAAGUGUUGCAGUUUAUUGCUGUUCUGUGUACCAAAAUCAGGCAGGAACCUGCUCUCCUGCCAUAUGUCCUAGAGGGCCAGAAGGUUGGUUCGCUGGGAUUGGCAGCUAGGCCAAGCAUGACCUCUGGCCAGACCAUGCCCCCUUCUGAAGAAGAGGGUAGAGAGCUGUGUCCAGAGAAACCACUUGGAGGGGCCCCCACUGCUUCCGUGCUGAAUUUGGUGACCUCUCUGAUUGGCUUAUGUAAGAGCAAGAACAAGAAGGUUGUGCAAAAAGCCCAAGAGAAUCUUCUGCUUCUUACCACUGUGGACCAUCCAAGGGCUGCCCAGGCCUUGGCCCGAGACAGCAUGCUGUGCCUUCUGCUAUCCGACUACCUCUGCUCCCUGUACAAUGCCAUCCCUGGUACCAUCAACCCUGCUGAUAUUGCCACGCUUCCACCAGUCCAGUGGAGGCUUCAGAGUGACCCCUCAGCUGAGGAAAGCUCCUUCCCAGGAAAAGCCAGCCUGGAGGCUUUCUUCGGCUGGCUGGACUUUUGUGACUGCCUCACGAAACAGGCUCAUCCCGUUAUUGGAGACGCCCUGAGCACGACUGUGGGCCGGAGGCUCUUCCUGGACACAUUGCGGCCUCAACUCUUGCAAAUUGGGUCCUUUCUUGGCAGGUCAGACUCUGGGAUUCUCUUUUCAGUAGCCAUCCUGACAGGCCUGGUGAGGCGGAUCCGUGCUCCUGCCCUCCUUCAGCAGCUGAUUGGGUUUCUGCUGGGAGCAGAAAUGGAUCCCGUCCGGCCCAGCGAUUCAGCCUGCCGGCAACAGAGGUCCAACCUCUGCUCACAGCUGAUUGAGAACUGCAGCCAUCCGUCUGAUGAGAUCAGCGUGGCCACCCUACGGCUGUUUGAGGAGCUGGUUUGGCUUCCUGACCAGCGCAUCUUGCAGAGCCUGGUGCUGUGCCAUCUGGAGGAGCGCAGCUACGUCUUGAGAAACCCACCUGGUCAAGAAGACCUUGCUGUCCCUGAGCAAGAGUGUUGUGAAGAGGGGCUAGACCUAGAGGAAGAUCCUUACUUUGCAGAUGGACUCCCAGCAGCUGUGCUCCAGAGGCCGAGCAAAGCAGCCCCUUUGGCUCCAGAGGAAGGGCCUGGCCAGCCAGAGGGGCCUGUAGAUGUGAAGGAGGCAGUCAGCAGCUUCCUUUGCCUAGUACCAAGUGAAGUGAAGACCUCGCCGUAUCUGGAGGAGGCAGGAUAUGACACUUACGUCCAUGAUGCUAAAGUACUGUUUCAAGAAUGCUGUGCAAAUGUUGCGCACUGGACGUGGCCCCAGGUUCAAACGCCUCAGAAGACCAGCCCUGCGGGACCCCAGUUUUAUGAGGGCCGUUUCUUGCAGGUGCUCUUCGACCGGCUGUCCCAGAUCUUACACCAGCCCUACGCACUGAACCUGCAGGUGACGUCGAUGCUGUCCCGCUUGGCUCUCUUCCCUCACCCUCGCCUCCAUGAGUACCUUCUGGACCCCUACCUCCCUUUGGCCCCUGGCUGCAGGACCCUCUUCUCAGUGCUGAUUAGGGUGAUUGGCAGCCUGAUGCACACAGCUCAUCGGAUCACAGACUUCUCCGCCAACUUGCUGCUGGUGCGGAGAAAGCUCAUGGGGCUGGUGUCAGAUGAGCACCCGAUCGGCCACCAGAUGCUCUUGGAGGGGGUGAUUGUGCUGGAGGAAUUCUGCAAAGAGCUGGCUGCCAUCGUCUUCGUCAAGUCUGCCCUCAAGGACCCCCCUGGGCAGAGCCAGCCGCACGCUCCUUCACCCAGCUGAAAGCUCGGGGUCUCCUUGGCUCCCCUGCCUCCUUCCUGAGGCUUUCGGCACUUGAGAGCAACCCCACUGCCGGCUUCCUGUGUGCAGCAGCCUCCUCCUUGUUCUCGGCAUAAAAGUGGCUGCAAAUAAGGAAGGACGGUUGGGAUGAGAAGCAGUUGGUUGCUUGUCAGCAGCCCCGGCUCAGCUCUUGUCAAGAACUUCCGUCAUUAUGCUGGGUUAGGGUUUGUUCCCUGCCUUCUGGUGCCUGGCCCAGCUUUUGCCCGCUCUGGCCUUGCCGUCUUUUAAGAAGGGGCGCCUCAUAACCUGGACGGAGGUCUUCUUGGCAUCUUCCUCAAGAACAGAAAGCUCCAGAUAAAGCGCCUGGAUUUUAUCUUCUAAAAAACAGUAGCAAGAUAGGGCUGUUUUCAUCUUAUUUUAACCACCGGGAUUAAAACAUGGUCCUUGUAAAAGAA
This is a messenger RNA of Pantherophis guttatus, 2721 nucleotides long. RefSeq names its product FHF complex subunit HOOK interacting protein 2B (gene FHIP2B). The record is from RefSeq and is a predicted model, not a curated record. Lineage: Eukaryota; Metazoa; Chordata; Lepidosauria; Squamata; Colubridae.